This is a messenger RNA of Punctularia strigosozonata HHB-11173 SS5, 1082 nucleotides long. RefSeq lists its product as uncharacterized. The record is from RefSeq and is a predicted model, not a curated record. The transcript is spliced from 5 exons. Lineage: Eukaryota; Fungi; Basidiomycota; Agaricomycetes; Corticiales; Punctulariaceae. The coding region runs from base 1 to 1038 and encodes 345 amino acids.
AUGCCCGACUUGAUCCCUAAACCGGACCCUCAAACGGUCAAAUCGCGCUGGUUGAGGGACAUACUUGAGGAGUUGAACCCGGAUUUCCCCACCGAAUGGCAUGCUAUGACCUAUAAGAUGCGUGUGGUGAUACAAAAGCAUCUUGAUCCGAAUAAGUCGAUGGGGCAGCAAAACAAGGACGCCGUCGACCAGUGUGCAAAGGAGAUAUGCGAACAGAUCACGUACUUUCGACAGUUCGAGGGCGCUUGGCCUACUCUGCUGUAUAUGGAGCAGUACAUCGUCCACAACAAGGGGAAGAAUAGAAUUCGCGGCGAUCUGUCCGGUCCAUGGCGUGAACCCCGGUUGGCUCGCAACCACAUACACGAGAAACGCCGCCGACGCCGGUCGUCGUUCUCGCCGUUCAAGUCUCCGAAACCCAUUCGACGCGUGGUCAUGCCAGCCGCGGCGAAGACCCAGAGCGACUUCAUUGACCUCACAACGGAUUCGGACGACGAAUCAAGGGGCACUGCCAGCUGCAGCGCGGCCGCUCCCCGGCGCCGGAGCCUCAGCCCGCUUCGGACCAGGAGUCGCAACGUCGCUCGUUCGGGAGCCUCUGGCCUGACAGCAGUCGACGAAGACGUCAAGCCCUCUAUCAGUGCCCCUCCAGCCCUGGAAGGUAAACGGCGGCCCGUUCGCCCGUUCGUAGGCAAGCCCCGGUCGCCCCCCGCUCCGUACCGCCCCAUUGGAAGUUCCAUUGGUGGGCCUUCGCAACCGGCAUCAGCCCGUGCGAAUCCAGUGCAGGCGUUCCUGGGCAAUCUGGACGUGCCAAUGGGUCAUCUUUACCCCAUAUUUCACGACUUGGGCAUACGUGAGCAGGCUGCCCUUGACGAGCUCGCGAGAUGGGACGCUAGCGAGCGCAACGCUUGGCUAGACGGCCAGCUUCCGUCGCGCGAGGAACAGGGCAAAAUCACUCCUUUUGAAACACAUGUUGUGAAGAGGGCUUUGAUGAAGCGCGGAGAAUACCUCAGAGCGUCCGAUAAAGAGAACAAGGCCCCAUAGGUCUCAAUAGUCGAGUUAACUUGCAUGUAUUGUUCCGUCUGCCG